This is a messenger RNA of Zymoseptoria tritici IPO323, 468 nucleotides long. RefSeq lists its product as uncharacterized. Bases 1 to 468 code for a protein of 155 amino acids. The transcript has a single exon. Lineage: Eukaryota; Fungi; Ascomycota; Dothideomycetes; Mycosphaerellales; Mycosphaerellaceae. The record is from RefSeq and is a predicted model, not a curated record.
AUGACCUCCCCUUCAACACAACGCCGCCUCGAAAAAGAGCUCGAAAACUUCACCCGCGACCCUCCUCCCAACUGCUUCGCAAAACCCGACGAUGAAAGCAACAUCCUCACCUGGACCGCCAUCAUCUCCGGUCCGAAAGACUCACCCUACGCAGGCGGACGCUUCGAGCUGAUUAUCCAGUAUCCUUACGACUAUCCGCUUCAGCCACCUGCCGUGCGCUUUAAGACGAAGAUCUACCACCCCAACGUCGACAUUGAGACUGGCUUCAUCGGCAUGGAUAUCCUUCGGGAAGGAUGGAGUCCGGUGUUGACGAUCGGGGCGGUUUUGUUGAGUGUGCAGGCGAUGAUGUCGGAUCCGGAGAUGGGGUGUGUGUUGGCCCGCGAGUUUGAGACGGAUAGAGGUGGGUAUGUUGAAAGGGCGAAGGAGUGGGCGCGGGUGUACGCGAAGGACGAGGAGGUGGAGCUUUGA